Messenger RNA from Pimephales promelas (fathead minnow), 1238 nucleotides. RefSeq lists its product as uncharacterized. Gene Ontology annotation, molecular function: nucleic acid binding. The record is from RefSeq and is a predicted model, not a curated record. NCBI's taxonomy places the organism in Eukaryota, Metazoa, Chordata, Actinopteri, Cypriniformes, Leuciscidae.
UUACUAAUAAUACUAGGCAUUAAUGUGCUGUUAGCGAACUUUUAGCUAACAAUACUGCAUUUCAACUGAGUACCUCAGAUUCAACAACACUCAUAAAUACCCUAAUACACCAAAAUACACAUAUGUAAAACAUUCACCAGGGUACUCACAUGUCUCUGAACGCACACAUGCACGGAUCACAGCACAGAUGACUGAUUUAUUAACUAUUCUCCUCAGAAAUAUCUACGAUGGGCUUCCCGGCCACUCUCACCGUUAACUCAAAAACGAAACCUAUCAGUUCGCGCAAAACGGGUGUCCUCUCCGUGACUCCAAAACAAAGGCGCUGAUUGGCUGAUCCCCGUUACCAAGACAUUAAUAACGAGUCCUUCUUUACAAUACGAUAAACUCAAACCAUCUGCAUCAAUGGUGCAAUCGACGGGUUUUCACGAAUGGUGAUAUGGCUACAUGCAUUCUCUACAAGUAGUGAUCCCAAGGUCAUCGCUGGAUACUUUAUUGAUGCGGUGUUAUCAAGGAAUGGGACAGCCACCCGAAUUCGCUCAGACUUGGGGACAGAAAACUGUUACAUUGAACAGAUGCAGAUGUUCAUAAGACAUGAUCAUACGGAUGAUUUUUCGAGAAAUUGCUAUUUGUAUGGCUCAAGCAAUCAUAACCAACGGAUAGAGCAGUGGUGGGGAUUUUUGAGUAAGCAGCAUGCACAGUUCUGGAUCAACCUAUUUCAAGAUCUAAAAGAUUCUGACGACUUCACCGGUGACUUCCUAGACAAAAGUCUAAUACAGUUCACAUGUCUUGAAAUAAUAGAGAGAGAACUACAGGAUGUUGUUCACCUCUGGAACACUCACAGAAAUGCUGUGUCUCCACAUGGACGUCCAUUGAUGAUGUACACUCUUCCCCAACUUUUUGGUGCUAGGGAGUACCUUAAAGAGGCAUCCCAACAGAAGAUACAGGCUUGUAGGGAGGAAUGUCGUGAGAGAGGACCAUAUCCCUGUGAUAAUACAGUGUUUGACAUUUGUUGUCUUGCAAUGGCAGAAAACAGUCUUCACCCACCAACCUCUCCAGAGGAAGCCAUUGAUCUUUACUUGUUCUUACGUGCUUACAUACGUACCCAAAUUUAAUAAUCAUAAGUUGUUAUACUGGAUCAAAUGACUGAAUGUGAGCACCCACUCAUAGCCAAAAACAACAACAGAAUUUCAGUUUGGACAGAAAGACUGUGUUUAAGCAAUCAAUAAUAGACAACUCUU